Messenger RNA from Adineta steineri, 219 nucleotides. The record is from the annotation of a GenBank genome assembly. NCBI's taxonomy places the organism in Eukaryota, Metazoa, Rotifera, Eurotatoria, Adinetida, Adinetidae.
AUGAGUCAGAGUUGUUGUGAUUUACGUAAACGUUGGGACAAUCUUGUUGGUAAAUCUGAACAAGAAGCAGUCGAAGCAAUAAAACAAGAUGGUGAAGAAAAUAUUGAAGUAGUCGAUGAUGAUUCACCAGAAUCUCUUGCUCCGAUUAAAAGUGGUUUUGUACGCGUCAUCUUAGACGAAAACAAAAAUGUUAAAUAUGCACCACUUCGUCAAAAUUAA